AUGUCACGGGAGACGGUAAAGACGGUACCGCCAUGGGUCAUUCGCCGACCUCCACAGACUGUAUACCCGCAACGCAACCAUGACCCCUCUGAGGCGCGGUACAAUCAAGGACCCUCUGGCGGUUCGGUGCCUAACGGCAAGGGCCAAGAGCAUGCUGGCGAAAACGGCACCUCUGAGGGAUUGAAUAAGCCCGCGCCAAAACCUGCCGGAACGACAGCACCGUCCCCAAUACCAAAGCCUCCUGCCCCGACGCCUGCGGCUGCCCCUAGUCUGAGAUAUCGCCUAUCGCUCUUGUUCCGACCAAAGGAGGGCCGGAAAUGGGACCAUCUGCGCUCGGCUGAACCUGUCAUCGUGCCACAGUACCACGUAACCAAGGGGCCGACAACAUACAGGACAGAAUGGGACAGACACACACCUAGGAGGCCGGGCGCACCGGGCGCGCCGAGUGGAAGCAGUGCACAAGCAGGGGCCAGCUCAUCGGCCUCUGGUCAUCCGGACGCGUCUGCGGCCACGGCGAGAACACCGUGGUGGUACAACCCCGAGUCGCAGUGGCACGCCUUUAUCGAGUCCACGCGCUACCCGCACGCGGCAAACGAGAAGUCCGAGAUACUGGACGACGAAGAGAUGCAGCGGCUUAAUCUCAUGGACUUUGGCUAUCUCUCGUCGCUGCAUCCCAAAGUCGGCGGUGGCGAUGGCGGCGGCGGUGUUGGCCAAUUUCACCAUAAGCUUCACGUCCCCAGCAAGCUGGCCGACAAGCCGGUAUGGCAGCGCAUCUGGGAGCUGCUGCUUCACCACCCGCUGGUGCCGCUUGCCUGCCGCCUGACCGUGCUCAUGACCUCGAUUGUGGCUCUGGCGGUGGCCAUCGAGAUUCAUAAACGGGAGCGGCUCAACACGGUGGGGAAGGCUGGCAGCUUGGGCAACGCGCCAGAGCGGACGCAGGUGAUCGUGGCUAUUGUUGUUGAUGUGGUGGCGGUGCCGUACAUUGGCUAUAUCACCGUGGACGACUAUACGGGCAAGCCGUUGGGUCUGCGCCCGCCGGCGGAUCGCAUUCGGCUCAUCUUGACGGACCUGUUCUUCAUCAUAUUCAAGUCGGCAAGCACGUCGCUCGGGUUCGAGGCCAUGAUCUUUGUGUCCUCCGAAGGCAGCGAGGGCCUUCUGCGGACGUUGGGGGCCUUUGAGCUCAUCGGGCUGGUGUCGUGGGCUCUCACGCUGACGAUUAACAUCUUCCGAGUAAUAGAGCGGCUCGGGGGCUGA
Messenger RNA from Grosmannia clavigera kw1407, 1254 nucleotides. RefSeq lists its product as uncharacterized. The coding region runs from base 1 to 1254 and encodes 417 amino acids. The transcript is spliced from 2 exons. The record is from RefSeq and is a predicted model, not a curated record. Lineage: Eukaryota; Fungi; Ascomycota; Sordariomycetes; Ophiostomatales; Ophiostomataceae. Gene Ontology annotation, cellular component: cell periphery; fungal-type vacuole. Gene Ontology annotation, biological process: positive regulation of catalytic activity.